GGGGAAAAGGGAAAUAAAAAUAAAAAGAGAGGAGAGGCGAAGCAAGGCGAGGAGGAGGGAGAACCCGGAGGCAGGGGAGGGGGAAUAAUUCCGCGGGGGCUGAGGGAUCUCGGCGGUUCCGGCCGCGGAGGAGCCCGGCGAGGCGGUGAUCCGAGGGCGAUCGGAGGCGGGCGCGAGCGGACGCCGGCGAGGUGUGCCCGGCGUGCUAAUUCCGGGGAAUUCGGAGGCGGGGCGCGAGUCGACGCCGGCGAAGAUUUGUGUUGGGGGACAAGCCAUGAGCAGCGCAACCACCGGUUGUUAACCACGCAACCCCUGUUGUGAAUUGCAAGCAACCGAAGCGAGGCGCAAGAAAUGGUGUUCCAGAAGAGGUCGUCGUCGGAGAUGGAGUCGUGCGGUGGAGGCCAAAUCGCGGAGAUGCCGCGCGUUCCCAAAUCCGCGAGGGGCAAGAGAUCGGCCCGGAAGAAGGAGGCCCAGAGCCCGGACCAGAUGAUGUGCGCGUUCGACCUUCUCGCGACGGUGGCCGGGAAGCUGCUUGAUGAGGGCGAGGGCUCGCUCGGGAACAUGAGCGCCGGUGCCCCGGCCUUGGCUGCGUCCGCCAAGGAUGUCCGCGUGAAGCAGGAGCAGUGCGAUGAGGAAAUGAAGCAUUUCAAGCACGAGGUGACGGAUCAGGAUAGCUGCAACGAGAGCGCAAUUCUCCCCCACAAUGUGUUUCCGCGGUCGGCGAAUCAUGCUCGGAACGAGGAUCCAAAGGCGAAGUCUGAAGCCCAGGACAAGGAAUCCUCCUCGAUCAGCUGUGCCAAGGCCGAAUUGGGUUGUAAUUUCAGGGCGAUUGCAGAUAGGUGGUCACCUGAAUCCGUGGAAUCAGGAGCCUUCACAGGAGAUGCAGCAGCGAGCCUGAUGCAGGUGGCCGCAGCAGGAUUUCAUAAGAAUGCUCCUGACAUGUAUAAUUUGCUCGAUCCAAUGGAUGUGGACACGAAGCCUCCUCCUUUGGUCAGCUCUGACAGCACCGGUGAGAUGCCAUUUCAUGGCGAUAAAAUUCGCCGCUCAAUCUCCUUGCCAAGGGGGCCGAAGGGUGUGGCGGGGUAUGCUGUAGAUAGAGAUGAUGACGACGAUAAGUCCUCUGGGUGCACUCAUCCAAGCACCACCACUAACAGGGGUUUCAGGCCCAAUUGUACAGCUGAGCAUAGUAGGGUAAGGAAGCUGCUCACUUCUAAGUACAGGAAAGUUGCUCCAGCCAGGGUGCACAAAUCAGAUCUUUCCUACAGUGAUGUCGAGCGGAAGCCUUCUUUCCGCAACAAGAAAAUGCAUUAUACACGACAGAGGACACAGAGGAGUACAUUUAAGCGGAGGAAGCUCUUUGAUCGUCAUGCAGUUCUAGCAUCUGAAUUUGGUAGAGCAAAUGGAAAAGGAAACACAAAGGUUACUGGAAGAGACUCCCAUGCUUCUUCUUUGGAAGCAAACAAGGGGACCAAUUCAAUGCCAUUCCAGAAAUCUUGUGCAUCAAACGAUUGCCAUGUGAAACUUAGAAUUAAGUCUUUCAAGGUGCCUGAACUUCUUGUUGAAAUCCCAGAAAGUGCAACGGUUGGGUCACUAAAGAAAACUGUUCUUGAGGCGGUAACUGCCAUUCUUGGGGGUGGUCUUCGCGUGGGUGUUCUUCACCAUGGAAAGAAAGUCAGAGAUGAUAGUAAAACUUUAAUGCAGGCUGGGAUUGGUCAGGAUGAUAUGCUUGACAACCUUGGUUUUUCACUCGAGCCCAACUGUACGCACAACCUGUCGCAAGCCCAAGCUCCUGAAGAUACCAGUUUCCUGGAAACCAUUGAUACUACUGAACCCCUCGCAAGGAUUGCGCCUGCUGACUCAUCUUCCAAGCAUGGUGAAGUCGAUGUCUCCCAGGAUCUUGCACUAACUCCCUUAGCAAUGAACUAUCAUGGCAGCGACCAUGAUUCAGUGCAAUCCCCUGGGGGCUUCUCAUCACCUGAUAAAGUGUCCACAAACUCGCGAGCUUUAGUUCCUGUUCCACCUGCAGAUCCCAAUGCAGGGGCUGUAGUUCCAGUGAAUAAGUCAAAGAGGUCACCAGAGCAGGGGCAACGCAGGAUCAGGCGUCCGUUCUCUGUUGCUGAAGUAGAAGCACUUGUGCUUGCAGUCGAAAAGCUUGGAACUGGAAGGUGGCGAGAUGUUAAACUCCGCGCUUUUGACAACGCAAAGCACCGGACAUAUGUUGAUCUUAAGGACAAGUGGAAGACGCUGGUGCACACGGCGAGCAUCUCGCCGCAGCAGCGGCGUGGCGAGCCGGUGCCGCAGGAGCUGCUCGACCGGGUCCUGGCGGCCCAGGCCUAUUGGUCCCAGCAGCAAGCCAAGCUCCAGCCUAAGACGCCCCCAUUGGCUGAGGCUCGCUUGCUCACCUAAUAAUUCGAUGAUCCCGGCUGAUGGCCUCCUCGGAGGCCGUUACAGCCUUUGUAUAAAGUCAGUAAGUCAGUCAGUUCCCUUCACAGGAGGUUUAAGGAAGAUAUUAGAAAAAGAAAAAUAUAUAUAAGCUACAAGAAGCAUUGACCGAUUUGUUGUAAUAUCUACUCACCACCGGAUAUUCUUUAAGCCAGGAUUCUCUCUCCUUGUGAAUUUAACCAAAGGAAAGGGUAUUUCUUUGGCAAAUUGUACAUGUUGAUGAUGGAAGAAGAAGAUGAUCCAUGAACUGAGAUCUGCAGUGUCUACUAAUAUCUCACAAUUUUGCAAUUGUGGUUAAGAAAAUGAAGGUGCUGCUCGACCAAGCUCCUGCUCCGGCUCCAGCUUCCGGGUUCUGUUGUGAAGAAGUUGUUGCCUCCUACAGAAGUUGUGAAGCCAAAAUUCAGUGUAUUAGGCCUGAAGUUGAAGUACAGAGCCUACAAUAUAGUUUGACUCAGUCAUAGAGACGGUCACAGAAGCCGUCAAAGGAGGGUAGCUUCUCCUUUGUUGAUUUUAGGCUUGGGAGCUCAGCUCCAGCAAAAGACUGAGCGAGGGCAAAGCGGCACCGAAAGCGAGCUUCAGAUUCUUUUGUUCAAUUGAAUUCAUUCUUUUGUUAGUGGAGGGUGAUGGUAGGAGAGAAGGGAUGGAUCUUUGCUUCACUUUUCCCUUUCUUUUUUAUACUGUAGCUGUACUAUGUUCCUUCACCAAUCUUGUAGUUAUCCUCAAAUUUGUAAUUGAUCGAAAUUAACAAUAUGAAAAGGAAAGAUUUUUUUAUA
Messenger RNA from Setaria italica (foxtail millet), 3215 nucleotides. RefSeq names its product telomere repeat-binding protein 5. The record is from RefSeq and is a predicted model, not a curated record. The transcript has 10 exons. NCBI's taxonomy places the organism in Eukaryota, Viridiplantae, Streptophyta, Magnoliopsida, Poales, Poaceae. Bases 352 to 2406 code for a protein of 684 amino acids. Gene Ontology annotation, molecular function: protein binding.